UACAGUAAUCUGAUUUUCUCUCUCUACAGAGUCGAAAAUUACCCUAAAUAUUGUUGUCUCUAACCUGAUCGCGAUGUCCCUAUCGGGAUUUGACAGGAACUCAGGUCCAAGAGUUCUUGCUAUGGCCCCAUUUGACCACUUCUCUCGAGCCCCUUCCCCAACUGCACCUCCCUCCGCUUCUCCGAUCCAGCCAUCUCCCAGGGAACUGUUGUCUCCAAAGAGAACACAUUCACCACAUUUGGUUUUCAAUAACAACCACUCUAUUGUGGGUCCUUACCCUUCUGAAGGAGUCUACAUGCCUAUUGAAUCUCGUCCUCAAUGGCAUAAUGAGCAAAAGUCUUUCUUCAACGGUUAUAAUACCCAAACUUAUCAAAGGCCUCCUGCAGUUGCUUCUUUUGAUGCUUCACAUAAUUCUGGAGCUGGCAUUUCAUCAAGGAUUGCCCAGUUUCAAGACCACAAAAGAUCCCGAUCGCCUCCUUUACUGUCUACUAAUGAAAAUAAUUUGAGGAAUUCCAGAAAUAUCACCACAAGGCCUAUUGAAUCUCGUCCUCAAUGGCAUAAUGAGCAAAAAUCUUUCUUCAACGAUUAUAAUACCCAAACUUAUCAAAGGCCUCCUGCAGUUACUUCUUUUGAUGCUUCACAUAAUUCUGGAGCUGGCAUUUCAUCAAGGAUUGCCCAGUUUCAAGACCACAAAAGAUCCAGAUCGCCUCCUUUACUGUCUACUGAUGAAAAUAAUCUGAAGAAUUCCAGAAAUAUCACCACAAGGCCUGCUUUAUCUGAUCCUCUAUGGGGUAAUCAGCCAAAUAUACCAGGCGGCUUCCGAGCUAUCAAAAGAACUAGGUCACCUCCUUCCCACUCUGCUGAUCAAGUCAUUUUUGAGAAUUCCAAUUCAGUCCAAGAUGAUGAUGAACGAGAAUUGCAAGCCAAAGCAAAGAGAAUGGCCCGUUUCAAGGUCGAACUAAGCCAACCAUUGCAAAGCUCUCCUGGUAAUGGAAACCAGAAAUUCUCUACGAAUAGACCUGAUUGGACUAUGGGAAGGCAAAAAUUAAUGGAGGAACAUUCUGCCGAUAUGGUGGGGGAUCUCUCCAGUGGCAAUGCUUUAUCUGAUCUGGAAGCAGCAGAGUCAUCCAAUAUUAUAACUGGAUUAUGUCCUGAUAUGUGUCCAGAGCGAGAAAGAGCUGAACGAGAGAGGAAAGGAGAUCUUGACCAGUAUGAACGCUUGGAAGGGGACAGAAACCAGACCAGCAGCUCCCUUGCGGUUAAGAAGUAUAAUAGGACAGCAGCGAGGGAAGCAGAGUUGAUACGACCCAUGCCGGUCCUGCAGAUGACAAUUGAUUAUCUUCUAAAUUUGCUAGAUCAGCAUUACAGUGACAGGUUUCUUGGCUUGUAUAACUUCCUGUGGGAUAGGAUGAGGGCGAUUCGGAUGGACCUGAGGAUGCAACACAUUUUUGAUGUGGGGGCUAUUACUAUGCUAGAGCAAAUGAUAAGACUUCACAUAGUUGCCAUGCAUGAAUUGUGUGAAUACACAAAAGGAGAAGGGUUUUCGGAGGGUUUCGAUGCACACCUCAACAUUGAACAGAUGAACAAGGCAUUAGUUGAAUUGUUCCAAUUGUAUGAUGAUCACAGGAAGAAAGGAAUAAAGGUGCCAAGUGAAAGAGAAUUUCGAGGUUAUUAUGCACUUCUCAAACUGGACAAGCAUCCUGGCUACAAAGUUGAACCUGCUGAGCUCUCUCUUGAACUUUCCAAGAUGACACCAGAGAUUAGACGAACACCAGAAGUGUUAUUUGCCCGUGAUGUAGCAAGAGCUUGUAGAACGGGUAAUUUCAUAGCCUUCUUUCGGCUUGCAAGGAAAGCGAGUUACCUUCAAGCAUGCCUAAUGCAUGCUCACUUUGCGAAGUUACGAACCCAUGCACUUGCAUCCUUACAUUGUGGUCUACAGAACAACAAAGGUAUCCCUGUGGCCCAUGUUGCCAAAUGGCUUGGAAUGGAGGAAGAAGACAUAGAAAACCUUUUGGAAUAUCAUGGGUUCAUGAUAAAGGAAUUUGAAGAGCCAUACAUGCUGAAAGAAGGUCCAUUUCUGAAUGUUGACAAUGACUUUCCUGUGAAGCUAUCAAAACUUGUUGAUCUGAAAAAGUCGAGAAGGAUAGUUGAGGAUGUAUCGGUAUCAUUGUCUACUGAAGAAGUGAAAGAGCUCCGCUUGACUAAGAUCUAUGAGGAGAAACCUACACCAGUUCAACUUGUUGAGACAGGAAGUUCGGCCCUGGCCAUUGAUGAGGAAAUGCCUGAUUAUGAAGCUAUCUCAUCCCCAAAAGAUGCCACACAAGUGAGGCCGAUGCUCAAAAAACCAUUAUUUACUCAACAGAAUGGAGACAAUAGCUGUCCAGUGGCUUCUGUGAGUCCUUUGUCAUGGGAACUUCCCUUUGUUCAUAAUUCCCCUAAAUCUCAGCAAACUAAAGUUGGGACCCUGGAGAAACCCCCCAAUUUUGAUACACGUUUCAGAAACUCCUUUGAGAAAAACAUACAUUCUGAGACAAAAGCAAUGCCAUUGCAUAAUAUUUUUGGAAGUGUUGGUGAAGGGAGACUUUCAACUUCUCAAACUGAUUCUCCUACGGGUAAUAUAGCACCGCAAACUAAGUUUGCUGAAGACUUCGAUGAUGAAGAGCGUACAGAUAUUACAGAUAUACACCAAGAAGUUGAAAAUGAUGUUAGGAGUUAUAAUGAUGAAGAAGUUGCUGAGGCAAGACUAAAACUAAUCUUAAGAAUAUGGAGGCGGCACUCUUCAAAGAAAAGGCAGUUACGUGAGCUAAGGCAGUUAGCAGCAAAUGCUGCAUUAAAUUCCCUCUCAUUGGGUCCACCAAUUCGACAUAGGAAAGAUGAACCAAGCAUGUUUGGCGAGUUCGACAUUGAUCGAGUUAUGAGUCAGAGAUACCAAAAACAUGAAAGAUCAUGGUCAAGGCUCAAUGUUUCAGAGGUGAUAGCGGGCGAGCUUGGUAGAAAGAACCCGGAAGCGAAAUGCCAUUGCUGGAAAAUUGUUUUGUGUUCUCAGAUGGACAACCCAGUGGGAGAGAAACUGGGACAAUGGAGCCAAGCUACCCCUUUAGCACCACACCCGUGGUUGCUUUCUAAGCUUAUGCCGACUGGAAAAGACGACGACGAUCUUGUAAUUUCGUCCCCUGGUCUGUCAGUAUGGAAGAAGUGGAUUCCUUGCCAAUCUGGUGGCAACCUCACCUGCUGUUUGUCAAUCAUCAAGGAUACAAAAACUGAUUAUCUGAGUGAGGCGGUGUUAGGUGCAAGUGCCAUUCUUUUCCUUGUAUCUGAAAGCAUUCCUUGGGAGCUCCAAAAGAUGAGGCUCCAUAACCUUCUUAUGUCUUUACCUUCUGGUUCCUGCUUGCCUCUUUUGAUCUUGAGAGGCAGACGGGAAGAAAAUUCGGAUUCUUCAUCAACCGUGGUUGAAAAUUUGGGGCUCCGUGAUAUUGACAAAUCACGUCUGAGUAACUUUCUGGUGGUUCAUCUCGUUCAGAACCAUGAAGAUGAAAGAUUUGAUGGGUUUUUCAGUGACGAGCAAUUGAGAGAUGGGCUAAAGUGGCUGGCAAGUGAGUCGCCUUUACCACCUGUUCUGAGUUGUGUUACAACACUUGAAGUGGUUCUGACCCAUUUGAAUUCUUCAUUGGGGGAGCUUGAUGAGAUGAAUGCUUAUGAUGUGGGUCCAAACCACUGUAUCUCAACCUUCAAUGAAGCCCUGGACCGAUCAUUGGGAGAAAUUGGUGCUGCAGCUAAUGCAAACCCUGCUUGUUGGCCUUGUCCUGAGAUUUCUUUGCUGGAGGAGUCCAGUGAUGAAUAUAAAGCUGUGAAGUUGUACUUGCCAAGCAUAGGUUGGAGUUCAGCAGCAAGAAUUCAACCACUUGCGAGUGCACUAAAAGACUGUAAAAUUCCUGCAUUUCCGGAUGAUAUAUCGUGGCUUUACAAAGGUUCCAUUUCGGGCGAGGGUAUUAAGAAGCAGAUAGUACAGCUUGAAAAUUGCUUGUUCAAAUACCUGACCCAAUCAAGUAAGGCGAUGGGACUUGCACUGGCAACAGAGGAGGCUCAUGUAAUGCUACAAAAGAAUGCUCGGCUUGAGCUCCAUAAUUCAAGCUACUAUCUAGUUCCAGAGUGGAUGAUGAUUUUUCUACGAAUUUUCAAUUGGCGGUUAAUGAACUUAACCAAUGGAGCGUUUUCUACAGCUUAUAUCUUGGAGCAGCGAGGUGUAGACGCUGCAACCUAUGAUGGUGUGGAUAAGUUGGUGUUUAAAGGUAGCAUAUCUUCUCCACCUUGUUAUUUAAUUCGUCCAUCACUGGAUGAAAUGGUUGAAGCCUGCUGUAGCCCGCUUAUGUCCCGGAUAGGUUAUUCAGAGCAUGAAGCUUCUCAAUCUCCAUCAGUGGUUGGUGAGGAUCAAGAUUCUUCUGCCUAUGCAAAUGACUUUGAAGAUGAAAUGAAUAUUGCACAGAGACAGAAUGAUACACUGGUAACCAAUGGAUCAAACUACUACACUAGUAGUGAAAGGGUGGUGGUGGAAACCAAGGUCACAAAGGAAGCUGACAAACUUAGCAAGUUGUUCGAACAAUGUAACAUAUUGCAGGACAGGAUAGACAAUACGUUGUCCAUUUAUUUCUGAUUCUUAUUAUCAGAGAAUUAUUGUAUCAUAUAUGUAUAUAAUUGUAUUGCAUGGUGGAAAUGAAUUGGUAAAAGAUUAUUUUUGACAAA
Messenger RNA from Cornus florida, 4740 nucleotides. Its product is annotated as SAC3 family protein B. The transcript is spliced from 16 exons. NCBI's taxonomy places the organism in Eukaryota, Viridiplantae, Streptophyta, Magnoliopsida, Cornales, Cornaceae. Gene Ontology annotation, cellular component: nucleus; cytoplasm; transcription export complex 2. The coding region runs from base 74 to 4651 and encodes 1525 amino acids. Gene Ontology annotation, biological process: mRNA export from nucleus. The record is from RefSeq and is a predicted model, not a curated record.